Messenger RNA from Hypanus sabinus (Atlantic stingray), 3465 nucleotides. It is a transcript of the gene zdhhc18a, whose product is annotated as zinc finger DHHC-type palmitoyltransferase 18a. The transcript is spliced from 8 exons. NCBI's taxonomy places the organism in Eukaryota, Metazoa, Chordata, Chondrichthyes, Myliobatiformes, Dasyatidae. The record is from RefSeq and is a predicted model, not a curated record. Gene Ontology annotation, biological process: peptidyl-L-cysteine S-palmitoylation; protein targeting to membrane. The coding region runs from base 98 to 1228 and encodes 376 amino acids. Gene Ontology annotation, molecular function: protein-cysteine S-palmitoyltransferase activity. Gene Ontology annotation, cellular component: endoplasmic reticulum; Golgi apparatus.
GUUAAUGGACGGGCUCUCUGGCUGUCGGAGGGUGUGGGAAGUGCAGCAGGCUCGAGUGAGUGACCCGGAGCUUUGAGCGUCCCCAACCGUUUCGGCAAUGAAGGUGUGUGAGUACCGGCAGAUUGCACUGGGGCCCGGGCAAGGCUCCACGCCGGCUCCCCAGUGCCACACGCCGGCCUCGGGCAAGCAGCGGCGCCGGCGCAAGUGGGAGUCGUUCACCGGCAAGAAUCGGUUCUUCUGCGACGGGCGGCUGAUAACCGGGCGGCAGAGUGGCGCCUUCUACCUGACCCUGGGCCUCAUCCUCGGCACCAGCGGUCUCUUCUUCGGGUUCGACUGCCCUUACCUAACGGAGAACCUGACGCUGGCUAUUCCCAUUAUCGCAGGGCUGCUGUUUGUGUUUGUAUUAAGUGCACUGCUGCACACAAGUUUCACCGAUCCUGGGAUCCUGCCACGAGCUACACCAGAUGAAGCAGCACACUUGGAGAAACAGAUAGAUAACCCUGGUGGAUCAGGUUAUCGACCGCCGCCUCGAACAAAGGAAGUGGUGAUCAACGGGCAGGCAGUGAAGCUCAAAUACUGCUUCAGCUGCAAGAUGUUCCGGCCUCCGCGAACGUCACACUGCAGCCUUUGUGAUAACUGCGUGGAGCGAUUUGAUCACCAUUGUCCUUGGGUCGGAAACUGUGUCGGGAAAAGGAACUACAGAUUUUUCUACAUGUUUCUGUUGUCGCUUUCCUUUCUAACUGCUUUCAUUUUUGCCUGUGUGAUAACUCACCUCACGCUACUUUGGUCCAUUCUGGGUCUCUCAGGGUUUCACACAUACCUGGUGGCCUCCAACCUGACAACAAAUGAAGACAUUAAAGGGUCAUGGUCCAGUAAGCACUCAGAGGAAAGCAGUAACCCCUACAGUUACAACAGUAUCAUCACUAACUGCUGUGCAGUGUUAUGUGGACCAAUGCCACCCAGUUUAAUUGACAGACGUGGCUUCUUGGACCCAGAUACAACACAAGAGACUGGGGGCCAGCAUAGUGUUACUCAGGGAGUGAAAACAGAAGCCAGCCUGACAAGUCUGCGUGUCCUGAACAAAACCAUGCCAGAGAAGACAGACGGUGCUGUGAUCUGUGCCAUCGAGCCCCCUGGCCACAUCAAACCUGCGCACACACAAGGAAAGGGUACGAUACAGCUGAUAUUCCAGCAAGCAACGAGGACAGUUUCUUCCCCCAGUGCAUGAGCUAUUUCUUGAUUGAACCAUCGGAUUCCUGUGGAUCUUGGACACUCCUGAGAUGUGAACAAUGGCAGCAACUGCAUGCUUUGACCAAUCACAUAGCUGUGUCACAAUUGCUGCUUUUAUUUGGAGGAAGUCAAAAAGUUUUGUUACCAAAGAUCACCUGAUCUAUACAGAUCUGCGAUUUAAUGACUAGAAUUUUUGUAGGAGAGAUCUAAGUGUUCUGAAAUGCCAGAUAUUUGGACAAAGCAAAACUUUUGUUGCAGGUGUGCAGUUUGGUGUGGUCCUGAGUAUAGAUAAGUAUGGAGCAUUGAUAACUGUGACAUCGGGAUGAUCUGAUUGGAUUAAUAUUUUUAAUUUGCUGAUUUUUGGAGCAAAAUUUGAAAUAUGCAAUCUGGGAAAGUCAACUAGAUUUUUAAAAUAUAGAUGUUCUUUGGGAAAACAGUUCAUUAUUCAUAUUGCCAGAUAGUCACAUAAACAUAACCUUCUUGCUAGAGAAAUAGUCAUUGGUGCACCUUUGUGGUAAAAUGUUUUGCUCUAAUAAAGUAGUUAAUUACAGUACUAUCAAUGGGAUGGAUAUUUAAAGAUAGUAAAUAAGCACAAUAUCAACGCAGGGUAGAAGCUGCCAACUACAUUGGACAACAAAGAUUUUGCUUCCUGAAUACUUUUUGGUGUAUCUUAUAGAUUUUGGCCUGCUGGUCAUGAAAAUCAUCGUGAAAUUUCUUUAUCAUGGACCAUUAAAAAAAUUGCCUAUAUUUGUUAUUUAAAUUCAUAAUUCAAGUCAGAAUAAUAAGAUGCUAAGAUUAGGGAAGGCAUUUCUGUUGCUCCACAAAUCAAACAGAUCAUCAAUAACAGGCAGUUCGAAAAGCUUCUAGUGGGACCGGAGAAAAUCAUGUGGAAGGCAUUCAAGGAUGUUGCUGAAAAUUUUCUUGGCAACUACAGAGCACCGAACCACGAGCAGCUGGUUGGCAACAUGGCUCAAGCACACAAAACCAUGAAGUGAACAUGUCACUAAAGAUUCAUUUUCUGCAUUCCCAUGUAGACUUCUUCCCUGCAAAUCUUGGCCUUGUUAGUGACUAGCACGGUGAAAGGUUUCACCAGGACAUUGCGGUCAUGGAGAAAUGGUAUCAGGGCAACUGGAAUCCAUCAAUGUUGGCAGAUUAUUGUUGGACAUUUAAGGGCAAAUGAAAAUCAUCAACAAAACAUUUUUAGCUUAGUCGAACUAUUUCAAAGGAUCAGCACUGUAAUGCAAUUAAAUGCGUUACAUUCAAUAAAAGUUAAUUUUUUGUGUCUCCAAAUUCCUAUGUGAUACAAAUUCAUAUGUGAAACUAUAUUUGUGUUCAACUUCAAGUGAACAAUCAUAAACAAAAAAAAUUCUGAGGAAGCAACACUUACAAUAAAAAUUGUUGUCCAGUGUUAUUAAGUGGAUUAGUGACAAGUAUAUUUAUUCACCAAUAUACCAUAGAUGUAGCGAGUAACCGAACCUAAAGCUUUGCCUAUGUGAAUGCUGCAGAAUGUUAUUCACAGUAAAUUAAAGAGAGAUCUGAGAAAAACCUCAAACUGGCUGUAUGCUUGAUGCAAACAAGUAUUCUUCUGCUACACGAGCCAUUCCUGUCUGGAAUGGCUAGGUACUUUGGGUAGUUAGAGGUUUAAUAAUUUAGAACUCUUUUGGCUUAAAGAAUAAAUUUAAGAAGUUAAGAGUGCUUUCACUUGCCUGGCUGACUAGGGCGGCAGCAUUUACAUUGGUUUACAUCUCCCAGCAUGAUCUCACUCUUUUAGAACUGUUUGCUCUUCUCUUAACUUUGUGUAAUUAGCAUCUACAAAUGCACCCACGGCUCUUCUCUUGUUAAUUAUGCCUGUGUGAAGACGAGGAUGUGAAGUUUAAUUUGCACUAUGAAGCACCCUCUUACCUCAGAAUCACCCCGUCAAACUUUGCCAGUAUCUUCCUUGAAAAUACAACUAACUGACUGAUGUUCCGAACAGGCCACACUGGGAAGAUGGAUGAUCAGCUCAUUCUGAAAGUGUCAUUCUGGAGUAUAUUACAGUGAGAACUGGAGUAUAAUCAUAUAGUUUUAAAUGGCAUUACUUAAUUUACAAGAAAUAUGGACAUCUAACUUGCAUUGUGCAUUGCUUCAGAUAUUGAUCAAGUGCCUUGUGCAGUUGCUUUGCAUAUAUUCCAAAUGUGUCAGAUUACUGUAGAUUGUUGAUAGUGUUCCUAUAUUCAGUCCAAUAAAUAUUGAUGC